Brassicogethes aeneus is the source of this 1797-nucleotide messenger RNA. The record is from the annotation of a GenBank genome assembly. Lineage: Eukaryota; Metazoa; Arthropoda; Insecta; Coleoptera; Nitidulidae.
UAGUCAUACUUUUCAUUGUUACUAAAUUGACGUUUGAGUGGUGCUGUGAUUAAUUUUCGAUAUAUUUUAACAAAUAAACACAUUUAAACAUGGUCUCCCUAAAUCCAGUGAGAAUCCUCAACAGGGAAGCAGAGGAGGAAAAAGGUGAAAUAGCUCGUCUCUCGAGUUUUGUAGGUGCAAUUGCCAUUGGCGAUUUGGUUAAAAGUACUUUGGGGCCCAAAGGCAUGGACAAAAUUUUGGUUUCGAGCGGCAGAAACGCUGGCAGCGUAGAGGUUACCAAUGAUGGCGCCACGAUUUUGAAGUCUGUGGGUGUCGACAAUCCAGCCGCCAAAGUUUUAGUUGAUAUGUCUAAAGUGCAAGAUGAUGAGGUUGGAGAUGGAACCACUUCUGUUACAGUGUUGGCCUCGGAACUGCUGAAAGAAGCGGAGAAGCUGAUCGAGCAAAAAAUCCACCCGCAAACGAUCAUAGCGGGCUGGCGCAAGGCCACCGACGUCGCGCGCAAGGCCCUCUUGACCGCCUCUGCGGACAACAGCGCCGACGCGGAAAAAUUCCGCGAGGACCUGCUCAACAUCGCCAGGACCACGCUGAGCUCGAAAAUCCUCUCGCAGCACAAGGAGCACUUCGCUGCUUUAGCGGUUAAUGCUGUGGAGAGGUUGAAGGGCACGGGGGAUUUACAGUCGAUUCAGCUGAUUAAAAAGUCUGGUGGUACCCUUGAGGAUUCCUUUUUAGAGGAUGGUUUUUUGCUGGAUAAAAAGCCGGGUAUACAUCAACCUAAGAGGGUUGAGAACGCUAAGAUUUUGAUUGCAAACACUCCCAUGGAUACGGAUAAGAUUAAGGUGUUUGGUAGCCACAUCAAGGUGGAUUCCAUGGCCAAAAUCGCCGAAUUGGAGUCGGCUGAGAAGGAGAAAAUGAAGGAGAAGGUUGAUAAAAUUUUAAAACACAAACCGACGGUGUUUAUUAACCGGCAGUUGAUCUACAACUACCCGGAGCAGUUGUUCGCCGAUGCCGGAGUUAUGGCCAUCGAACAUGCCGAUUUCGACGGUAUUGAGCGAUUAGCUUUGGUGACAGGAGGCGAGAUAGCCUCGAUGUUUGAUAACCCCGGGGAUAUCAAGUUGGGGACGUGCGAUUUGAUUGAGCAAAUUAUGAUCGGGGAGGAUAUUUUGCUGCGUUUUUCGGGUGUUGCUUUGGGGGAAGCUUGCACUGUGGUGAUUAGAGGCGCGACUCAACAGAUUAUAGACGAAGCUGAUCGUAGUAUCCACGAUGCACUUUGUGUGCUAGCUGCAACUGUAAAAGAGAGCCGCGUUGUUUACGGUGGCGGUUGCAGCGAGACUUUGAUGGCCUGCGCGGUGCGCAAAGCCGCCGCCAGUACUCCUGGCAAGGAGGCUGUAGCUAUGGAGGCGUUCGCCAGGGCGUUGCUGCAGCUGCCCACCAUCAUAGCCGACAACGCUGGCUACGAUUCAGCGCAGCUUGUGUCCGAAUUGGUGGCGGCUCACAACUCGGGGAAGAGCACCAUGGGGUUGAACAUGAACGAGGGCGUUUUGGGGGACAUGAAGGCGCUGGGGAUCACGGAGUCUUUCGUCGUGAAGCGGCAGGUGCUGCUUUCGGCGUCUGAAGCCGCCGAGAUGAUUUUGCGCGUCGAUAACAUUAUUAAAGCGGCCCCGAGGAAGAGGGUCGAAGACAGGGGGCACUGUUAGUGGUUUUAUUUUCUCGAUUUACGCGCUUUUUCCUUCUCUCACAGCAUCAUUAAUAACUUAAUUAGUAACGUUGAAUUUUUUAUUGUACUCAUCCUACAUUAAU